CGCCGUCCCUGAAGUUUGUUGUGGUGCGCGGCGUCCCGGAGGCCUGCGGCUGGGGGACCGGGCCGCGGUGCCGCCAUGGCGGUGCGACAGGCGCUGGGCCGGGGCCUACAGCUGGGUCGAGCGCUACUGCUGCGUUUCACAGCCAAGCCUGGCCCGGCCUAUGGCUGGGGACGGCCCGAGCGGCCGGGCCCCGCGGCGGGAUGGGGCCGCGGAGAACGCCGGGGUCAGACCGCGGGACCCGGCGCGGAGCCGCGCAGGCUCGGGCUCGGGCUGCCCGACCGCUACCGCUUCUUCCGCCAGUCGGUGGUCGGGCUGGCGGCGCGGCUCCAGCGGCAGUUCGCGGUGCGGGCCCGGGGUGGCGCGGGCCCUUGCGGCCGGGCCGUGUUUCUGGCCUUCGGUCUGGGCCUGGGCCUCAUCGAGGAGAAGCAGGCGGAGGGCCGGCGGGCGGCGUCGGCCUGUCAGGAGAUCCAGGCAAUUUUCACCCAGAAAAACAAGCUGCUCCCGGACCCACUGGACACCCGAUGCUGGCAGGGCUUCCGGCUGGAGGAGUAUGUGAUAGGACAGCCCAUUGGCAAGGGUUGCAGCGCAGCUGUGUACGAAGCCACCGUGCCUGUGCUGCCCCAGAGCCUGGAGGUGGCAAGGAGCAUCGGGCUUCCUGGCAGAGGCCCAGAUACCGCUCCCCAGGAAGAGGAGCCGGCUUCCCGGGCCGCUGGCUUUCCCUUAGCCAUCAAGAUGAUGUGGAACAUCUCGGCAGGCUCUUCCAGUGAAGCCAUCUUGAACACAAUGAGCCAGGAGCUAGUCCCAGCUAGUCGAGUGGCCUUGGCCGGGGAGUACGGAGCAGUCACUUACAGAAAGUCCAAGGGAAGUCCCAAGCAACUGGCCCCUCACCCCAACAUCAUCCGGGUCUUCCGUGCCUUCACCUCUUCUGUACCACUGCUGCCAGGGGCCCUGGUCGACUACCCUGAUGUGCUGCCGCCACGUCUUCACCCUGAAGGCCUGGGCCACGGGCGGACGCUCUUCCUCGUUAUGAAGAACUACCCCUGCACCCUGCGCCAGUACCUUCGUAUGAACACCCCGAGCCCCCGCCUCGCCACCGUGAUGAUCCUGCAGCUCCUGGAGGGGGUGGAUCAUCUGGUUCAACAGGGCGUUGCGCACAGAGACUUGAAAUCUGACAACAUUCUCGUGGAGCUGGACGCAGAUGGCUGCCCCUGGUUGGUGAUCACAGAUUUUGGUUGCUGCCUGGCUGAUGAGCGCAUUGGCCUGCAGCUGCCUUUCACCAGCUGGUAUGUGGACCGGGGUGGAAACGGCUGCCUGAUGGCUCCUGAGGUGUCCACAGCCUGCCCGGGCCCCAGAGCAGUGAUUGACUACGGCAAAGCCGAUGCCUGGGCAGUGGGUGCACUCGCCUACGAAAUCUUCGGGCUCUCUAAUCCCUUUUACGGCCAGGGCAGGGCCCACCUUGAAAGCCGCAGUUACCAGGAGGCUCAGCUGCCCGCACUGCCCAAGUCGGUGCCUCUAGAAGCAAGACAGUUGGUGAGGUCACUGCUCCAGCGAGAGGCCAGCAAGAGACCGUCUGCCCGAGUGGCUGCUAAUGUGCUUCACUUAAGCCUCUGGGGGGAACACACGCUGGCCCUGAAGAAUCUGAAACUAGACAAGAUGGUCGGCUGGCUCCUCCAACAGUCCGCUGCCACUUUACUGGCCAACAGGCUCACGGAGAAGAGCUGCGUGGAGACAAAGAUGAAGAUGUUAUUUCUGGCCAACCUGGAGUAUGAAACGCUGUGCCAGGCAGCCCUGCUCCUCUGCUCCUGGAGAGCAGCCCCAUAAGGGCCCUGCUGUAGCUGAAUUACUAAAAGAACUUAGCAGCAUCCGUGUGGUGAUGGUCUGUGAAUGGGCAGAGCUCCCAGGAGUGAGGGCGGGAGCAGAACAAGAUGGCGUAGGGAGGGCUGGUCAGCCCCGGAGAAGGCCUCGGGUUUGGCAAAUGGAAGGAACAGCUAGCUCACGUCCAAGUUCAGUCCGUAGCUACUAACUCACCCUAGCCGUGCCAUCCUAGGUGCCUCACGUAACCUGUGUGGUCUGACGUUCUCACGGGCAGCGUCGAGGGGCUGGCAAACAGACUGUCUCGUAGCGCAGAAGCAGUCUUAAAUAUGUAAAUACACCGAAAUUUGAAUUUCGCAGGUAACUAAUAUUUUAAUUUUUUCCAACUAUUUGAAAACCCGAAAAACAGGCAGCAGGCCAGACUGGCCCACAAGUCAGAGUUUGCCAACCCCUGGUCUAGAUGAAUUCAAAAGGCCUAAUUCUAAAAAGACACCCUGAUUAAUCACAAGGCCCCUUGUGUGUAAAUGCUAAUAGAAGGUGAGAAGACCGGAGCACACAGCCAGAGGCAUGCAUUCUCUGCAGCAAAUGAGGAGUGAGGUGUUACCUGCUGACCAAAAGCCCUCAUGGACCUCUGUGAAGCCGGUGGCUGAGCUGGUCUGUUAGGUCUGGAGGUGAGGCUGAGUGAGGCCCAGACGUGUGCCUCCCCCCUCACCUUCCAGAGGUCCCAGCAAGGCCCUGCCUGUUGGUAGCAGAGCAUGACUCCAGGAAGGGACUGCGGCUUGUUUGAAAGUGGCAGCCGUGAAUCAGCCUGUGUGCUUCCUGAGCUAAGGCAGACAUCUGCCCGGGUCGGUAUAUUCGGGUGUCAGAAUGAAAACAUCCAGUGAGGCCUGAGAAGUAGGAAGCCUCUGCACUUCAGUCAAGCAUUCUGGAAAGCUCUGGGGUGUGUCUGCGGAAGCAUUUCCACUCAGCUCCUCCAGCUACUAAAUCGAGUCUAGUGGAGCUAGAAGUAAUGAAGAAAUGGAAGUUAACCGUGUAGUGUUUUAUUGCUAAUCUGCCUUUUGACCAGUAUUUCUUAUAGAAAUCGUGAAGAAUUAAAUGCACAUUUUCAACUGCAGAAGACGUUAUUUGCUUUGAAUUGAA
Molecule: messenger RNA, 2952 nt
Organism: Herpailurus yagouaroundi (jaguarundi)
Lineage: Eukaryota; Metazoa; Chordata; Mammalia; Carnivora; Felidae
Gene: PINK1
Product: PTEN induced kinase 1
Exons: 8
Coding region: 76-1821 (581 amino acids)
Biological process (GO): autophagy of mitochondrion; positive regulation of mitochondrial fission; regulation of apoptotic process
Cellular component (GO): mitochondrion
Molecular function (GO): ATP binding; protein serine/threonine kinase activity
Source: RefSeq, a predicted model, not a curated record